CGGCAAACGGUUAAACAAAAUCAAAUACAAGCACAAAUCUUUAUUGUUGUAAACAAAACAAACACACAAAGAGAGCGGAAGAGAGGCAAAUACCUUUCGCAAGCCUUUUCGAUGUAAACUUCUAGAAUCUUGUCUGAGUGUAAACAGAACUGUGAUAACGGAAUUAGCACAAAAGAGACAUACAGCUAGGCAUAACAUAAACGUAACUGUGAUAAAUACAUAUACACACACAUAUAUAUAUACAUAUAUAUUUAUAUACUUGUAAUAAAAGUGAGUGAGACGGCAUUGGCUAACAUGCAAUCGCAGCUGCGGCAACAACAGCCAGAGUCUCCCAUAUCAGAGGAUCAGUUCGGCGACCCAAUGUUUAGUAGUAACUUCGUUAGAAGAGAUUUUAAUGAUAGCGGAGUUGCAGGAUGUGCCGAUGGCAAGCUCCGUACCAUCUCGACUUCGUCUUGCGCCACGAACAUGUCGACUGAGUCCUACCGCAUCUCUCUCGGCGUAGGGCCUCUGUGGUGGUCCGAUGUCCCUGUCCACCACAGAACAGAUCACGAUAGGGCAUCGCUCUUAACGGGCUACAGCCGGAAGUCUUCGGUUGACUCGGCUGGCGGCAGCUUGUUCGAGGCCAGCUCUCGGGCAUCGUCACCUUCGUCGUCUUCGUCGUCAGAAUGCUCUGACACGGAGUCGCAUGACAUUCAUUCGUUAUGCUCGGAGGAUGACUGCCAGGAGGUGUUGCGCCAAAUCUUGCAGCAUGACCAGCCAGUGCAUAUUUCCAUCAAAUUGCACGUCACUGAAGACCAGUCUACCAAUUGGAUGUCGAUUUUGAACCCGAACAACAACAUUUUAUACGUCGCUUUCCCCACUGAUUUUGCCCCAGCCGGCUCCAAGGAGACCUUCACAUCCCUCUUGGAGUUUGCCGAGGAUAAGUUAGAGGUAGACGGCAUUGUCAUGGUAAUGCGCAAGGAUCAGCCGGAUUGUCAUCGUUUAAUUGAGGCAUUCCUAUUCAUGGGAUUUGAACCGCUAUCGAGAAAAUCACCAAAGGCACCGCCAGCCGCAAUCAACGAUAAUGAGAACUACUAUUUCCUUUACACCAUCGAGGAGUAGGAAAUUGAAAACGUUGGCAACAGUUUAGGGUCAAACGAUUUGUAGAAUCAAAUAACCGAUUAAGUACUUAUAUUCAAAUUUAUCUACCACAAUUAUCAAUAUCUGUAGUUUUUGCCGUUUAUUAUAAUAACAAUCAGAAUAGUAUUUCCGCAUUAUCAUCGACACAUUGACCCCAAAAAGUGUUCAAUGAAAAUUCAAAUUUCAAAUUCUAAACUAAUCGGUUUAAACUUUGUCAACGCCAACAUUUUUCCAUAUUGUAGUUUUUCUAUUAAGACCCAAUUGAAAUAACAACAUUGCGUUAGCCACGUUAAGAGCAAGCUUUCAACUUGUCGUAAAUUACAACACACAAUAUAAUCCAAUUAAACAAAAACAAAAAAAAAAGUAAAAAAUGUAAAAAAAAAAAACACUAAAACUACGAAAAAGUAAAAAAAAAUUGUAUUAAUCUUAAGUUUCUUUUGUGAAAUAUUGCAUUAUAUAUUUAUGUUUUUAUUUUCAUUGUUUUCUACAUAUUAUCUUCGAUUUUGUUUUCUAAAACCAAUUUUGUUCAACUUUAAAUUAUAUAUUUCUCUUUAUAACCAACACUUUUCGUAAAUCCCACAUAUAUAUAUUCUGUGUAAGCAAAUAUUUUAUAUAUAUAUAUUCAACUUUUUUGUAUACUUAUGUACGAUGAAUAUGAAGCAAAGAAGCAUUCGAAAGCAAAACACAUACAUACAUAUUUAUAUAAUAAACUAACUACGUUUAGCAAGCAACACACUUAAA
Messenger RNA from Drosophila novamexicana, 1860 nucleotides. RefSeq names its product ornithine decarboxylase antizyme (gene Oda). Gene Ontology annotation, biological process: positive regulation of protein catabolic process. Lineage: Eukaryota; Metazoa; Arthropoda; Insecta; Diptera; Drosophilidae. Gene Ontology annotation, cellular component: nucleus; cytoplasm. Gene Ontology annotation, molecular function: ornithine decarboxylase inhibitor activity. The record is from RefSeq and is a predicted model, not a curated record.